AUGGGCUCGUCAGGAACCUGCAUCUCUGUGCGGAUAUACUUGCUCUUUGUGCUACUGGAGUUUUACUGGGAAGCCGUAUGCGGCCAGCUCUCUUACUCCGUGGCAGAAGAAAUGAAUGUGGGGACCUUUGUGGGAAAUAUCGCAAAGGAUUUAAGUCUAAACGUGCAAGAUCUGGAAUCCCGCAUGUUUCAGAUCGUUGAGGGGACCAAGAGGAAAUAUUUCGAGGUAAACAUAAAGACUGGUGUUCUCUAUGUUAAUGAGAUAAUAGAUAGGGAGGAACUGUGCGGAGAUGAAUCCAAAUGUUCUCUCGGUGUAGAGGCUGUCAUUAAUAAUCCGUUAAAAUUAUACCGUAUUGAAAUUACAAUAUUAGAUGUAAAUGACAAUUACCCAUUAUUUUCGAGCCAUGUACAAUUGCUGAACAUUAGUGAGACUACACCAGUAGGAUCUAAAUUUCCUCUGCACCCAGCUCACGACGCAGAUGUUGGUAAAAAUACUGUAAAUUCAUACAAGCUCAGCCAAAAUGAACACUUUUCUCUUGAUGCACAAAAGGGAGAAAGUGUGACUCCAGAGUUAGUGCUUCAUAAGCUUUUGGACCGAGAACACCAGCCUAAUAUCACACUCAUAUUGACUGCUAUUGAUGGAGGAACACCAGCUAAAUCAGGCACCAUAACUAUUGUUGUGAAUGUUCUGGAUAGUAAUGAUAAUGCUCCAGUAUUCAAUCAAAAUCUAUACAAAGUGAGUGUAUAUGAGAAUAUUGAGAUUGGCACAUCAAUAAUAAACUUGAAUGCUACGGAUUUAGAUGAGGGGAAAAAUGGAGAAGUGUUCUAUUCUUUCAAUGCUGGAGGGAGAGAGAAGCAAACACAUAUAUUUGUUAUUGAUGAAGAAACGGGAGUAGUCACAAAUAAAAAAAGUAUUGACUUUGAAAAAGAUAACGCAUUUGAACUCCGAAUACGGGCCAGUGAUGGAGGAGCUUCUCCCUUAACUUCUCACACCAAAUUACUAAUCCAAGUUUUAGAUGUCAAUGACAAUGAGCCUGAAAUUUCAUUCACAUCAUUAUUAAACACAAUUAAAGAAGAUGCUACAAUUGGCACGGCCAUUGCAAUUGUCUCUGUAUUGGACAAGGAUAGCGGUAAAAAUGGCUUGGUACAUUGUAAAAUUGAGAAUGGUGUGCCUUUCAAACUCGAGUCAAAUUAUAAGAACUCCUACUCGUUGGUAGUCGGUGGUCCUCUUGACAGAGAAAGUGUAUCGGUUUACAAUAUCAGUAUUAUUGCAAAUGAUGAAGGGACUCCACCCCUGUCCAGCACCAGUUUUAUUAAUGUGCACAUCUCUGAUGUUAAUGACAACAAGCCUCACUUCUCAGAGCCUCUCAUUAAUAUUUAUAUCAAAGAAAAUAGUUCCCCAGGAGCAGUAAUUCAUAAAGUGACUGCAGUUGAUGCUGAUGUUGAUCAAAAUGCGCAUGUGACUUACUCAAUUGUGCAAAGUAGCAAUGAUUCGGUGCCAAUAACUACUAUGAUAAACAUCAACUCAGCCAGUGGAGAAAUAUUAAGUUUGCAGUCUUUUGACUAUGAGAGGUUAAAGAUGUUUCAGUUUAAUAUUUUAGGGACAGACUCUGGUGUUUCUCCACUCAGCAGCAACAUGACAGUAAAUGUUUUCAUCCUGGAUGAGAAUGACAAUAGUCCCACCAUUUUGGCUCCUUAUUCUGAGCACGGUUCAGUCAACAGUGAGAGCAUCCCCUAUUCCGCUGAAGCGGGAUACUUUGUGGCAAAAAUCAGGGCAAUAGAUGCAGACUCUGGAUACAACGCACUGCUGUCAUAUCACCUGUCCGAGCCCAAAGGGAACAACCUCUUCCGGAUCGGAACCAGCACAGGGGAGAUCCGCACCAAAAGGAGAAUGAGUGACAAUGAUCUGAAAAGUCAUCCAUUGGUGGUUGUGGUAUCUGAUAAUGGAGAAGCCUCCCUUUCAGCUACUGUGUCUAUUGAUGUGAUGGUGCUUGAAAGCACAGCAGACAUCCACACUCAGUUCAAACAUACGCCCAUUAAGGAGGAGAGCUUCUCCGAUUUACACUUGUAUCUCCUCAUCGCCAUUGUGGCCGUGUCACUCAUCUUCUUGCUCAGCCUCAUCAUUUUAAUAGCCUUCAAAUGCCACAGACAGACGGACAGAACUUUUGAUAGGUUCAGCGCCCCAAUGAUCACCACCCAUCCCGAUGGGAGCUGGUCUUAUUCCAAAGCUACUCACCAGUACGACGUGUGUUUCAGCUCAGACACGCUCAAGAGUGACAUGGUGGUGUUCCCCACACCGUUCCCACCUGUAGAAGCAGAACUAAUUAGUAUAAACGGAGGAGAUACCUUUACCAGGACUCAGACUUUACCCACGACUGAGAAGGUAGGUUGUACGUUUUUGUAUUUUUCUUGGCAAGUGAAUAGAUAA
This is a messenger RNA of Nerophis lumbriciformis (worm pipefish), 2427 nucleotides long. Lineage: Eukaryota; Metazoa; Chordata; Actinopteri; Syngnathiformes; Syngnathidae. The record is from RefSeq and is a predicted model, not a curated record.